Physeter macrocephalus (sperm whale) is the source of this 3807-nucleotide messenger RNA. It is a transcript of the gene MAP7, whose product is annotated as microtubule associated protein 7. NCBI's taxonomy places the organism in Eukaryota, Metazoa, Chordata, Mammalia, Artiodactyla, Physeteridae. Gene Ontology annotation, cellular component: microtubule cytoskeleton. The transcript has 18 exons. The record is from RefSeq and is a predicted model, not a curated record. The coding region runs from base 101 to 2338 and encodes 745 amino acids. Gene Ontology annotation, biological process: microtubule cytoskeleton organization.
UCACCUGUCUGGGCCGGGGGCCCGUCAGGCGGGGGGGGCCGGCGGGAGCCAAGCCGAGGAAGAGGGCGGAGCGGCUCUCCGGGAGCGUCAUCGGAGCACCAUGGCGGACCUGAGAGCUGGCGGCGACCGCCACACGGGCGGCGAUGGCGCUGCGCAGAGCGAAACAGCGCCUGAUGGCAACAAAGUGCAAGAUAAGAAAACCGCGGCCUCCAACCGGCCUUCUUCUGCUAUUUCAGGACAAAAUAGCAACCACACAGGAAAUAAACCAGACCCUCCACCAGUGCUGCGCGUGGAUGACCGGCAGCGGCUGGCGAGGGAGCGGCGUGAGGAACGAGAGAAGCAGCUAGCUGCAAGAGAAAUAAUCUGGUUAGAGAGAGAAGAGCGGGCCAGGCAGCACUACGAAAAGCACCUGGAGGAGCGGAAGAAGAAGUUAGAAGAGCAGAGGCUGAAAGAGGAACGCAGGAGGGCUGCUGUGGAGGAGAAGCGGAGGCAGAGGCUCGAGGAGGACAAGGAACGCCAUGAAGCCGUUGUACGACGUACAAUGGAAAGGAGCCAGAAGCCAAAACAGAAGCAUAACCGGUGGUCAUGGGGAGGUCCUCUCCACGGGAGCCCCAGUAUCCACAGCGCAGAUCCAGACAGGAGGUCAGUUUCCACCAUGAAUCUUUCGAAACAUGUUGAUCCCGUCAUUAGCAAGCGGCUCUCCUCUUCAUCUGCAACUUUACUAAAUUCUCCAGAUAGAGCUCGCCGCCUGCAGCUCAGCCCAUGGGAGAGCAGCGUGGUUAACAGAUUGCUGACGCCCACACAUUCGUUCCUGGCCAGAAGUAAAAGCACAGCUGCCUUGUCUGGAGAUACAGUUAUCCCCAUGUGUCCUCGUUCAGCAUCUUGCAGCCCCAUCAACAUCAUGCCCUACAAAGCUGCACACUCUAGAAAUCCGAUGGAGCGACCAAAAUUCUUUGUAACACCACCGGAGGGCUCCACGCGAAGGAGGACUGUUCACGGCACAGCGGGCUAUAAAAGAGAGAGGGAGAGAGAAAACUUACCCUUCCACCUCAUACCCGGCAUCCGAAGGGCUCUAUCUCCAUCUCAUCCCAAAGCCAGAUCACCAGCUUCCUCCCGACUUUGGCUCCCAUCCAAGUCCUUUCCCCAUUUGCCUGGCACCCCCAGACCAGCAUCCUCCAUGCCUCCUGGACCAGUCAAACCUGCCCCUGCUCAGGUCCGGCCCCCCUCGCCCGGCAACAUCCGCCCCGUCAAGAGAGAAGUCAGAGUGGAACCUGAGAGAAAAGACCCUGAGAAGGAACCUCAGAAAGUUGCCAGUGAGCCCUCACUAAAGGGCAGGGCACUUUUGGUGAAGGUAGAAGAAGCCACAGUCGAAGAGGGGACACCUGUCGAACCAGAGGUUGCUCCUGCUGCUCCGGAGGCAGCCUCAGCACCAGCCUCCGCUCCAGCCUCCACCCCGGCCCCGUCAUCCACUGUGACUGCCAGUGCUUCUCUGAAGACCUCUGCGGGCACCACUGACCCGGAAGAGGCCACGAGGCUGCUAGCUGAGAAGAGGCGGCUGGCCCGAGAGCAGAGAGAGAAGGAGGAAAGGGAGAAGAGGGAGACGGAAGAGCUCGAAAGACAAAAGCGAGAAGAAUUGGCCCAAAGGGUGGCUGAAGAGAGAACCCGCCGCGAGGAGGAGGCCCGCCAGCUGGAGGCUCAGCAAGCCAGGGAGAGGGAAGAGCAGCUGCGGCGGCAGGAGGAGGAGCGGGUCCGGCGCGAGCGGGAGGAGAUGGAGCGCAUCCAGAAACAGAAAGAAGAAGAAGCUCGUGUUCGGGAAGAAGCAGAGAGGGUCCGGCAGGAACGAGAGAAGCAUUUCCAGAGAGAAGAGCAGGAGCGCCUGGAGAGGAAGAAGCGACUUGAGGAGAUAAUGAAAAGAACCAGAAGAACAGAAGCUUCAGAUAAGAAAACUGUUGAUCAGAGAAAUGGCGAUAUAACCAAGGGAGCGCUCAUUAGAGGAACAGCGGUAUCUGCACUUCCAAAUAUGACAAACUCUCCAGGACAAGGAGAACCAGCAGCCAGCCCCCAUGUGGUUACCUCACACCAAUCAGAAGUGACUGUGGAGAGUACUCCCAAUUUGGAAAAACAACCAAAUGAAAAUGGAAUAUCAGUUCAGAAUGAAAAUUUUGAAGAAAUUAUAAAUUUACCCAUUGGAUCUAAACCAUCCAGAUUAGAUGUCACCAACAGCGAGAGUCCAAACAUUCCUUUGAAUCCUAUUUUGGCCUUUGGUGAUGAAGGGACACUUGGGACCCUGCCUCAGGUAGAUGGUGUUCAAACACAACAGACAGCAGAAGUUAUAUGAGCAUUUCUUCUGAAAAAACCAAAGCAGAAAGUUAAUAAGAAUUUCUACAAUUAAUGGAAUUCCUUCCAUGCUACAAAGGAGCAUCUCCCCUUCCUCCAGUUUUCUAAAGAUUUCUUGACCAUCAUUUUGAAAAGACUUUAUUAAAACCAGCUAAAGACAACAGACUGGAUAGCUUUUCUAAUAAUUUUCGCCCAUAGAGAAAAAGAAAUCCUCCCUUGUUCUUCAGUACUUUAAAAUGGCUCUUUCCAGUGUGCUCCUUCUUAGGAAAUCGAUAUUUUUCUGCAUUCUCUAAAAGAUGAGAGCAUUUGGCUGUAAAAGAAAUGGGCCGAGUAGGCAUGAUUUUUCACAUAGAUAUUUUGGACUUUAAAAGCUAACAUGUAAAAUUGGCACAAAAAUUUUUACCUUUUACAGUGUAAUACUUGAAAUAUAAGUACCUCUUGGUUCAACAAGUAGAGUGAAUAGGAGAGAUGUUUAAAUUAAGCCUGUUUGUUUAAAUAUUAUUGCAAAGAGCUCUAUUUGUAGAGGCAGAUUACCAGGUUCUUGUAAAUGCAACUUGCACAUGGACAUUCUGCAAACCCCACUGUCCCAUUCUUCUUGCGUCUCCUUUUGCAAAACAUACUCAACAGUUUUAAAAUGUGAAAAAAAAAAACAACAUUAUUUUUUCAGAGCAAGAAAAUAAUUUACUGUCCUCUUAAGUAAUGUAUUUAUAAAGUUUUUUCAGAUAAACUAAUCAAAUAAAUUAGAACAACGUGACAACAUUGCAGAAUUUGAUUUCUGAGAUGCAUUCCUUAUGUUACCAUGAGAGAAUGUUGUUGAUGAUUCAGGGCUAUUUCUGAAGUCUGUUUAUUGCUGCUGUCCCCAGUGAUAGUGGGACUUACCUUUGCCUUACCUGAUCACAAAUUAUUUGGAGAUGGGGGAGAAUAAAGCUUUAAUAUUUCUUUAAAGAAAAAAGAGAAUUUGGUUUUGCUCGUUUAAGAGCAAUGAAAAAAUGAUGGAACGUGGACUGUGUUUGGCACCCAGGACACGGCAGGCUGAUACCUUCAUGAAGGUCCUUGUUCUGCGUGGCAUCCAUCGGCUUUCACCCUUCAUCCUUCACUUUCGCUGCUGAGCUUGGCUGUACAAACUUGCACUUUCAUUUGAUAAUAUAAAUUCAAUUUUAUUUUACCAUUUGAGAGACUACUAAUAACUAAAUACUGAAGGAGAGAGAACACUGAGGGAACGCAUUUUUUUAUGAUGGAGUUUUUAAAGAAGGUAAACUUCUGCCACUAGAAUGUGUUUUUUUUAAAAGUGGGAUUGAUUAAUGUAGAUUGAAUGAGGGGCUGUUCAUUUAUUGGACCCAUUUCCUUAAAAUCCAAGCAUACCGUCUUUAGUAACAGCUGUAAUUUGUUAAUAACAUUAAUUUGGGGUUUUUCCCUGUUCUCAGUUGUCCAUGUACAUACACAUAGUCAUAUUAAAAGAAAAAUCUGUUC